AUGAAGAGAUUUGUGGCCGGCACGCACUCAAGGCGAGGAGUGAAGAUCUACACGAAGACUGGCGACGGUGGCGAGUCGUCCCUAUUCACUGGCGAGCGCAGGGCGAAGGAAGACGUGGUGUUCCACGCACUAGGCACCACCGACGAGCUCAACUCCUUCGUCGGACUUGCCCGUGAGUAUUGCGAGCAGAGCAAGAAUGGGUUGGAUGAAAAGCUGCAAAUGAUUCAGUCGCUGCUGCUUGACAUCGGAGCCAACGUGGCCACGCCACGAAACGCAGCCGACGCCGAUGCCCGUCGCACCGAGUUUUCGGACGUCCACGUGACCACUCUGGAGAAGUGGAUUGACGAGCUCGAUGCCGAGCUGCCGCCACUCAAGAACUUCAUUCUUCCGUCGGGCGGCCUCGCUUCUUCGCACCUGCACGUCUGCCGUUCAGUCUGCCGCCGAGCCGAGAGCCUGGAGGAGCUCUACCUCUCCGGCUGCGCGCGUAUCACCGACCAGACCUGCCAGCUGCUGGCAGCCAAGCAGGUCCUGCUGGCACAGCCUGCCCAGGCAUCAAUGACCACGACGUCUUCUUCUUCAUCAGAUUCCGCUGAUGAGGUGGUCGCAUCGAGCGCACGCCGAGGCCUGCGCGUGCUCGACCUCACGGGGUGCUUUCGCAUCACGGCCCAGGGUCUCGUGUCGCUGCUUUCCAGCCUGACCUCCCUCACCACGCUCUACGCGCCGCCGUGCCUGGGCCAGUGGGACGCCUUCACCGACGCGCGGCUGUGGCUCGACGCCGCGUUGGCCUUUCCGCACCUCCGGGCGCUCCACCUCUCCGGCAUGUCGGUCAAGGGCGACACCAUCACCGAAACGCUCCCCAAGCGCUUCGCCAACCUCGUCGCCCUCGACCUCUCCGGUUCCAAGCUGCUCAGCGCCCACGCCAUCCGCGAUCGUGACGAUGGUGAUGAUGGGCUCGACUGGUCCGAAGGAGGCCGGCAGGGCGACAACGACGAUGACGGCUACGAUGAAGCCGAUCGGCGCGUGCGGGGUCGCAUGGAAGACGCCUGGGCGGGCAUGUUGGCGACCAUGCCGCAGCUGCGGGACAUCAACCUUCGCGCCUGUGCCGGCGUGCGACACGACGUCCUGGCCGAUCUGCAGGCCACCUUCCCUCACGUCCGCCUCUCUUUCUGA
Messenger RNA from Acanthamoeba castellanii str. Neff, 1170 nucleotides. RefSeq names its product ATP:cob(I)alamin adenosyltransferase. The coding region runs from base 1 to 1170 and encodes 389 amino acids. Gene Ontology annotation, molecular function: corrinoid adenosyltransferase activity. Lineage: Eukaryota; Discosea; Longamoebia; Acanthamoebidae. The record is from RefSeq and is a predicted model, not a curated record. The transcript has 8 exons.